Jatropha curcas is the source of this 636-nucleotide messenger RNA. The record is from RefSeq and is a predicted model, not a curated record. Lineage: Eukaryota; Viridiplantae; Streptophyta; Magnoliopsida; Malpighiales; Euphorbiaceae.
AUGAGGCAUAUACCUGGUGGGACUACUGUUCAGCAGCGGGUAUCAGCAGAUCAGCGUACAUGGCAAUUCUUCUUGGAUGAAUUCAAGAAGAAGUUCAUUACAGAGGCUUACUUAGAUGUAAGAAGGAAAGAAUUCUUAUACCUGAGGCAGAACAGACUGUCAGUUGCCGAAUAUGAGCGAGAGUUUACCAGGCUCAGCAGGUAUGGUAAGGGGAUAGUGACUACAGAGACCGAAAGGUGUAAAAAGUUUCAAGAAGGCUUGAAUGAUGAGAUUCAGAUGGGAGUGGUAGCUUCCAGAUUCAGAGAGUUCUCAGCUUUGGUAGAGGCAGCUCAGGAGAUAGAGCGAAUUCAGGCAGAGGAAUUGGUAAGAGGCACCAGUACCGGUAGAGGUGCAGAGUCAGCCGGUUAUCCGUAUCCACCUUGUGAGCAUUGUGGUAGACGACAUGGUGGAGAUUGUUGGUUGGUGGCCGGUAAAUGUUGGACAUGCGGAGCAUCAGACCAUCAAAAGAAAGACUGUCCGAGGAAGGCAAGAGUUCCUACCCAGUUCAUAGCAGGUAGAGGUAGAGUUUCUGCUUUAAUUGAUCCUGGAUCAUCUCAUUCAUACAUUAGCGUACCUAACCUUGGGUUAAAGGGUUAG